Gongylonema pulchrum is the source of this 644-nucleotide messenger RNA. The record is from the annotation of a GenBank genome assembly. NCBI's taxonomy places the organism in Eukaryota, Metazoa, Nematoda, Chromadorea, Rhabditida, Gongylonematidae.
GACGCCGGCUGGCUGGACGUGAUUCGUUGAAUCGUGGCAGUCGUCUGUCCGGUAUCAAUGUGAGCGGUGCAAGUGGCCCACUUUCGCUGGAUAACGAUUCCAUCAAUGAGCUAGCAACAAGUACAGCAUUCUUCCCGGAUCUGGAUUUCACGCAAUCCGGUUAUCUGUACAAGAAAAGCAACAAGAAAUUGCAUAAGCAGUGGCAGAAGCGUCGUUGUCGAAUUGAAGAUGGCCAUUUUUGGCUUUCACAUUCCGACGAAAUGAUUCCACCAACGAAAUUAAGUUUAUUGGUUUCGGACUGUAAGCCAUCGGCCGAUGAUCCAAAAUCUUUCGAUUUAUGGAUUUUGGCACUCAAACGCGAAAUAACACGGGUAAAAACGAAAAUGCUUUCGGCUGAAACACCGCAAGCUAACGAUCGUGGCGGAUUGGAUGCUACAUCGGAAUUGUUCGAACGAAAACUAUGCAUCAACAAAUUACGGCGUCUUCCGGGCAACACUAUGUGCGCCGAUUGCUCAACCAAAGAAGGUUGUAACAAAUUUGUCACCCUCAAACACUUAAUUACGAAUAUCCUAUCUCCUCCUCUCCUCCUAAGCUCUUCUCCUACCUCACUUAUAUGUUAUCAACUUUUCCAAAUGGUGGAUUGA